AUGGGCAUGUAUUUUGUCUCAUCGGUGGUACUGAUACGCAUGAAUAUGCCUCUGGAGUACCGGACGAUUAUCACCGAAGUGUUGGGCGAUCUUCAGUUCAAUUUCUAUCACCGAUGGUUUGACGUCAUAUUCUUAGUGAGCGCCCUGUCGUCCAUAGGCUUUCUCUAUGUGGUCCGAAAACAGGUGUCAAACAAUCCAAUCGAUUAAUUCAUUAAUUUAAUUAUAGUUAUAACUAAUUAUUACAUUUGAAUUCAAUUAAUAUAUAUAUUUUGAAUACCAUUUUUAUAUUUAUUUAUUUUGUUUCUCAUAUCAGAAAUAAAUACAAUUUUUGAACCAAAGAUAAAUA
Messenger RNA from Medioppia subpectinata, 346 nucleotides. NCBI's taxonomy places the organism in Eukaryota, Metazoa, Arthropoda, Arachnida, Sarcoptiformes, Oppiidae. The record is from the annotation of a GenBank genome assembly.